Molecule: messenger RNA, 1725 nt
Organism: Pseudovirgaria hyperparasitica
Lineage: Eukaryota; Fungi; Ascomycota; Dothideomycetes; Acrospermales; Acrospermaceae
Exons: 1
Coding region: 165-1574 (469 amino acids)
Source: RefSeq, a predicted model, not a curated record
UAUUCCUCCUCCAACCCCCAACGUAGCAAGUUCUUCACUGCCUUCAAUCCCAUUCCUCCGAUCUCAUCCUGCAAUGCGCGACUAACAAUUCGUGCCUCAUUGCGCUCAUUCGAUCUCUCCCCGCUCCAUCAUGCCCGGAGUGACCCAACCACCAGGCCUCAACCAUGGGCCUGCCUAAACCAACAUUCGCUUUCACAAUCCCCUCCCUCCACGACGACACUCCCCUAGAUUGCCACCUGUACAUCCCCUUCAACAGCGCACACGACGACGACUAUGACGACGACGACGCCGACCACCCAUCGCAUCCCAAACCUCGCCCCAAAGGCGCCGUCCUCGCACACCCUUACGCGCCCCUCGGCGGCAGCUACGACGACGCCGUCAUCUCCUCCAUCGGCAGCACGCUGCUCGCCCACGGCUGGACCGUCGGCACAUUCAACUUCCGCGGCGCGGGCGCGUCGAAGCGCAAGACGACGUGGAGCGGCAGAGCUGAGCUCGAGGACUACAUCUCCUACGCGGGCUUCCUCGCCGUCUUCCUCACCCUCCUCGGCAGCAGCGACAGCAGCAGAACCAGUUCCGCAAGACCAGACUCAGACGACGACUCUUCCUCCUCCUCCGGAAGCCCCCGUGGGCGCUCACCCCCGCGCAUCCGCCUCCUCCUCGGCGGCUACUCCUACGGCUCCCUAAUCGUCUCCCACCUCCCCGCCCCAACCAGCAUAACAACACGCUUCACAAGCCCGGAGCCCGGCACCACCGCCUCCGAAAUCCGACUGCGCGCCCGCCACCUCGCGCACGAAGCCGCCGCCCUCACACCGCGCGCCUCCCCAGUCAAAAAGAAGCAAAAGAAGACAACACACAGCAGCGCACCACCACCACCACCACCCUACGCACAGACCCUCUCCAUCAGCAUGGGCGGCGAGGAAACGCCCAGCAGCGAGCGCCAGAGUCACGGGAGAACGAGGAGGAUUAGUCGCGAGUCGCAUCAUCGCGUCAGUAUAGACUCCCUGCCUGGCAAGUUGCGCGAGAUUUCGGGGCGGAGGAAGAGGAGGAGUACGACGACGACGACGACGACGAGGAGACAGCAGCGAGAGCAUGGAAGUGAGGCGAUGACACGGGAGAAGGAGGAGGACGAGGACGAGGAGGAGGGGCACAAAGAGGGGCAACAAGCGCCGCUGCAUCUACAUAUCGAUGUCGCGCAAACGGCCUUCUUGCUCGUCUCGCCGCUCCUUGCGCCGCUCUCUGUCGCGCUGGCAUUUGGUCUGCGCGGAUCUAGGAGUCAGCCUGGUGGUGGUGGUAGUGGUGGUGGUGGUAGCAGUAAUGGCAGUGGUAAUGGCAGUGGUAAUGGCAGUGUGCUAGAGAACCACCCAGCCUUGAUCGUGUAUGGCGACCAGGACUUCUUCACGUCUGCGAAGCGAUUGGAUCAGUGGACGGCCAGGCUGCAGCAUGACUCUCAUGCCGUGCUGCAGAGCCGCACAGUUGCCGGGGCAGGUCAUUUCUGGGCCGAACAAGGGGUGAUUAUGACGCUGCUGAGUAGCAUUACUGCAUGGCUUGUUGGGUUAGACGAGUAUACCGAGUGAUCUGUCUGAGUAAGGAAGGCAUGAUACGCUAUCAGUCAUUAGUUAUAGAUAGGAUAGAGUCGACUGACAGUAGUAGGGUCCAUAAAUAACCCUUCAAGGGCCCUGUCUUUACCAUCCCACUUUUGUUGUCUCUAUAAAUCAUCGUCUCGUC